AUGAGCGCAGAAGCAGGAUCCAACGCCGCGGGUCCUCUCCAUGUCAUAAUCAUCGGCGCCGGCCUCGCAGGCCUGGCCACCGCCCUCUCGACAAAGCUGGCAAACCCUUCCCACCGCGUCACGAUUCUCGAGGCCGUCAAAGAGCUUCAAGAAGUCGGUGCCGGCCUCCAGCUCACCCCCAACGCAACCCGCCUCCUCGAAGCCUGGGGCCUGAACCCGACCCUUGACCCCCUCGCGACCCGCCCGUCGACUCUCUCCGUCCACCGCUACGACGGCACCCGCCUUCUCGCCCAUGAGCCGCAGCUACAGGAAACCAUCCAGUCCCGCUACGGCUAUCCCUUCUGGGGCUCCACCGCGUCGAGCUCCAGCGCGCCCUUGUCGACCGCUGCACCGCCCUUGGCGUCGAGAUCCGCCUCUCCUCGCGCGUCCGCUCCGUAG
This is a messenger RNA of Colletotrichum spaethianum, 438 nucleotides long. RefSeq names its product FAD-dependent monooxygenase OpS4. Bases 1 to 438 code for a protein of 145 amino acids. NCBI's taxonomy places the organism in Eukaryota, Fungi, Ascomycota, Sordariomycetes, Glomerellales, Glomerellaceae. The transcript is spliced from 2 exons. Gene Ontology annotation, biological process: secondary metabolite biosynthetic process. Gene Ontology annotation, molecular function: monooxygenase activity. The record is from RefSeq and is a predicted model, not a curated record.